GUUCACCUCUCUGUUCUUCAGUCUCGGCAACACUCUUCCAUGCCAUCGCUUGUUACACUCUCCGCACGGCGGUCCAUUCCAGCCUACCAUGACCCAGGCCAUUCGUCUCCUAUCCCACGGUCCAUUCUCCGCUCCUAUCGCUACGGCCGCAUCGCUCUCAUUGAAGACUCCCGAUAUUACCGAUCCGUUCUCUGGCGCACAUUUGACAUAUAGCACCGAUGGCCUCGACACUUUUCCAGCUCCUUCAGCCUAUGCUUCAAGAAGACACGCCUGGGUGCAUAUCUUCCCCGAAGGAAGGGUUCAUCAGAAAGAGGACAAGACUAUGCGUUACUUCAGAUGGGGUGUUUCACGUCUGAUCCUGGAGGCAGAGCCAGCACCGGACCUCGUGCCGAUUUUCAUCGAAGGCUUUGACUCUAUCAUGCACGAGAGUCGCGGUUUCCCACGACCCAUCCCUCGCGCGGGAAAGGACGUUACUGUCACAUUCGGCGAUAAGAUUGAUACAGGGGACGCAUUCCGAGAUUUGAGAGAAAAAUGGGCGGCUCUGAAGCAACAUGCAGUACAACAGGGUGCAGAGAGUGACGAGUUGGGUGUGGUUCGCGACGAACAACUGAUGCAUGGAGCAGAGGCUGUACGCUUGCGAGAGGAGUGUACGAUGCGGGUUAGGGAAGCUGUGCUGGCCGUACGAAGGAGCAGAGGCUGGCCCGAUGAGGAUCCGAAAUGUGGUUUGUUUGAGACAUGGGCCAUGGAGGGUGCUGGUGAGGGGAGAAUGGCGGAUGGAUCUUAUACGAAGGACACAUGAAGAAGAACGGUUAGUGACAUCAAGGCGCGUCACCACGUCUUGGGUCACCUUUGCGCCGCAGGAUAGACUUGUAUUAUAUUAGAACGAGACAUGUAAUGACUGCUUGAACAUUAUUAAUCCUGGCAGAGCACUCGUUGCUGUGUGUUUUAAACAGCAAGAAAUGUUGACAGAAGCGCGUUGUCGACGCGUUGUG
Aureobasidium subglaciale EXF-2481 is the source of this 992-nucleotide messenger RNA. RefSeq lists its product as uncharacterized. Gene Ontology annotation, cellular component: mitochondrial membrane. Gene Ontology annotation, biological process: cardiolipin acyl-chain remodeling; inner mitochondrial membrane organization. Lineage: Eukaryota; Fungi; Ascomycota; Dothideomycetes; Dothideales; Saccotheciaceae. The record is from RefSeq and is a predicted model, not a curated record. The transcript has a single exon. Gene Ontology annotation, molecular function: 1-acylglycerophosphocholine O-acyltransferase activity. Bases 89 to 799 code for a protein of 236 amino acids.